UUUUAUAUUCUUAUUUCAUAUGUUCUUAUUCCAUAUUCUUUAAUUUUGUGGUUUUUUAUCUUAAAAAUGAAAAUGUAGCUGAGAAAAUAGAUUUGUCGUUAUCACCAAUUUACUAAAACUGUAGGCAGCACUGAAUUGCAUUGAGAAACCAGUUUGAUAAAGAUUUGCAGUGAGAGCGAAAAACAUUGAAAUUAAUGUAUUUUAAAGAAUUGUCAUUUUGAAGAAAACUAAAAUAAAUUGAUAAAUUGUAUCCAAAUUUGUUUUUUUUUAAAUACAGUUUUAGAAAUUAUAAGAUGUGUGUCAUUUCGUAUAUUUUAAUGUAUCUAUUUUUAGUAACUUGUUCUAUCUAAUUAGUAUAUAAUUUUAUGUAAGAUUGCUUAUCCUUAUUUAAUAUGAUAUAUAGGUGUGUUUGCUUAGUAGAAUGAUAUCAUAAUUUAUCUAAAUGAACCUAUAAAAUGAUCUUUGACUGACGUUAAGUCAUCGCUAUAAUUAUGAUUGGCAGAAAAAGAAUUAAAUUUGGAAAGAAUUCUUUAUUUUGAAAAGAACUCUUCAAGGCAGAGGGGGGAUAUAAAACUAUAGAAGUUUUAUUUUUUUGAAUUCAUACAUAGUGUAUCAGUGCAUAUUUUACACACAUGUAUGCAUGUGAAACACUAUUUUUUUAUGCAUUUGCUCAAAACUUGCAUUACUUAGCGAUAUAAAAUAUUAGAUGUAUUGCGUUUUUUUUAAGUAAAAAAAAACUUACAUUCACUUACGUACAUACGAAGUGCUGGAAUAUUUUAGUUGUAGAAUAUUCUAAAAUAUUUUAUUGCUAGAACGUUUUACGUCACUUUUUCAACAUCCGUUAAUACUUUUGUAGGUAGCACAAGUAUAGUUUACAGAAUAACUUAAAAAAUUAUGGCACGUUAUUUUGGAAUAGAAUUCUUUUUAUAUUUGUCAUGCAAAGUAAACGAAGGUUAUCGCUCUUAAAUUUCGCGAAACUGCCUCCCGGUGUAUUAUGUAUUUCCUGCGCUAUUAUUACGAAAGCAUGAAUUUUCUAUACGUGUCGUACGCCCGCCGUUAAAUCAUUUUGCGCAGCGCCCCGCGUUUCUAUGUAAUAAUGCAAUAUUGCACCGAGACGUACGGCCCGCUUGUUUGUUGUAACCGCGCAUCGUGUAACACGAAGCAUGGGUUUGCUCGCCACGAGUGCGCGCCUAUGUGCCAGCCGGCUUGCUCGCGCUUAUACACGUAUAUACGCGUUCCAUGUGUACGUUAUGUACAACCGAAGCGAGAGUCAUAGAAGGGACAUGUGCGGCUGCGCGCGAUACAUUAUGUAUCUGGCCCUAUGUACUACAUAAGGAGCGAAGAGUGAUGUAACAAAGAGGCAAACUCCGGCGAAGAGAGCCGAGUGUCGCCGACGGCUGUUCGUAGCAAGCGCGCUAUGUCUCGCGCAAGUAGCACGCAUGCUCUCGGCUCUGCGUAGGAGCGCGCGCCCGCGAGCUCCGUCAGCUGCUCCAAGUGACCGGCGCCAUAUGCAAUUUCGCGCGAGCUAUGUGAAAAAAAAAGGGAAUUACGCGCGCGUAGUAAAGGAUGGAGAGAGGGAUGGCGCGACGCGAUAUACCGCGCCGGACGUUUUUUUACUCAGCCGGCUACGACCUUUGCUCCCUUUACGCUCUAUUUUACUUUCCGCGAUCAUCCGCGCGAGGAGAGGCGGGAAACCGGCGCGGCGCGAACGGCGUGACCUUCAUCUGGUCUCGCCGACUCUCUUUGUUGCGAGAGAUUUGUCCGUCUUGUAUUCCGCUCGCGCGCAUACUAGAGUUAUCGCGCGUUGCGUAACUGUUGUCCGUCAUGGUCAUACUUUCGUGAGGUACAGGAAAUAGGAUGUGAGAACCACUAUCGCGAUAGAGACCGGAGAAUGCAAAAGAGCGAGCGAGAAAAAGCGACGACAUGGAAAAGAGAUAGAGGAAGUUGAGUUAUAGCAAAAUGUAGAUAGAUUGGAGAAUAUAUGUAUAUGUUGCGCCGCCAUAUUGCUCUUUUAGACUGAUCCCCCCCUGCUUGUUUCGCGCCACCUACACUUCCCCUACUAUAUUUGUCCCCACCUAUCUACGUUUGCCCCCUCUACCGAACCAAAUAUGCCUUUUGUUCGGCAUAGCAACAGCAACGUUAGAGGGCUACUAUAAAUAGAUCGCUACGACUGUCCAGUGUUGCCAAAACUACUGGCCCAACGUGCUGCGCAGUAAAACUAGGUGCCAUCAAGGCCGCAACGGCAACGUCGCAUUGCCGGAUGCGAUAUGACCUAAUCAGUCAAGUAUUUCCGAUGUACUAUGUUCUAUUGUUUCUUAUAUAUGAGAUUUCUUUCAAAUUUAACACAUAAAGUCGAAAUACACAUUGAUUAUAUAAUAAUCGCUCAUCCAAAUAUCGCGCAUUUGCAAAAUUUUGAAAAUUAUUUGGAAAGGAUAUGAGAGGGGAGGAUCAAUUAUUCGGAUGUUGUUAAAAAUACAUGUAGAAUCAUAAAUAAUUGUGCGCGGGAUUACCAAAGAAAACGUAUUCAUUAUAGUUAUUUUUUUUAUUGCAAGUUUCUCAAGUAUCGAUCAAGCGACGUUGCUUUUCCGCGCGCGCGUUUCUAUGUACUCGGGUAUAUGGCUGAAAAGUGAGACAAGAGAGGGAAUGGGCGUGCCCGAAGUGCGAGAACCGGCAACGCCGCGCUCGUAAAUCAUGAUUAAAAUAAUAAGUAUAAUACAUAUGUAGUACAUAGGUGGCCGGCGGGCUUAUGUACGUAGGAACUGCGCAAUGGCGCGAGCGGGAGCUAACGUCUGGCUGGGUUCUGCGCAACUUAGGUACUCCCACUCCCCGCGUGUAGUCCCCCCACUGCCGAAACGAAUCCCACGGGUGAGUUUCAGGAGUGAUGGAGAGGGACAAAUCAAGCGCUGGAGCGGGGCGGAGGGGAAGAAUGGGGGAGGAGGGGAGGAGUGGGAGGGUGAUACCUGGAAACCGUGACUAUAUACCCCCGCGUGCGUUUACCAAUCUUGGCACUUUGCCUGAAAGAGCAUAUCGACCGUGCGACGUUGUCACAUCGUCCACGCGAUCUUACACGCCAGUCCUACUCUUUGAGCGGUAUGUACCUAGGCUCCUGCAACUGGUCCAUGCUACAUGACGCGUACGAAUCGAGAUGGGCGGUCGUUUAGUUUAGCUAUCCACACAUCUCGCUAUCGCGUCCUUCCCCUCACGCCUCCUUCCCCUUAUACUAUAAAAAAAUCCGAGGCGACCAAAAGUAAAACGUUCGCGAAUUAAAUAAACGAGGUCUUUUUUUAGGGUCAAUGUAUGCCGAAUGUUUGACACAUUUAUACUUCAAAAAGUAGCAAGAUUUCGUCAUCGUUUUUAAUAAAUUAACACCAACAGAUACGAAGUUAACCAAGUUAGCUCCAGCUAAUUUCUACUAUUCUAUCUAAUAAUCGUUUUUAAAGAUAUAUCACACAUACACAGAGAAAAUUUUAGAGUAAAAAUUACUAUGGUAAAUAGUAAGCGCGGAUCAAGGAAAGAAUUAUGAAAAUUUUUAUUAUGUUUUUCAUUAAAUUACGUUAGUAUUUACACUACUUAUGCUAUAAUUUCCUGAAAUUUCUUCUCAUGGUUCAUUACUACUAUCGUACAUAAUAAUUUUUGCUAUAAAAUUUUCUACAUGUAAGAACAUUGUAUGGAAAUUAUAUGUAAAAUUGUCUUGCACUUUUUUACUUUCUUUGUACAAAACAAAUUUUGCAAAGCAACAACGAUUUAUCUACACUUAUAACAUAGACUUAAUAACAUAAACUGUCUCUAAAUUCUACUUCUCUAACACAUCAUUAGAAAUUUUAUUAUUAGAUUAAGUAUCAAGCCAGUUGUAUCUAACAAGAUAGUAUUAUUCGUUGGACAAAUUUUUUCCUAAACACAAGGAAUUAGUCACAUUUUUGAGAGAAUCUGCGGUGUUAUAUGAGCAUGUAGGACAGCAUUUAUUCAUGAUCACUCCAAUCAUUAUCACAGAGCUUAUAUGCUAAUUAUCUAAAAUUAAUACACGAAAGAAUAAUUUUGCUGAAAAUAAUUUUGUUGAAGCACCAAAAUUAUAAAGUACGACGAGAGCUGUAACAUGAUUUGACAAUCAGCGCCCUACAUAAUUGCUUUUGAUAGUUAAAAAAAUUAUUUUUAGAUCUAGUAUAUAGCUAAAUUUUCAGCAAAACUGUUCCUUCCACGUUGGGAGCCGCGUGUGAGAUCGGCGAUUCGGUCUCAUUCCGCGUGUACUUUCUCCGUUGCCGUUCUACACGAGACUCGCAAUUCACGUGAAAUCUAUUCAUCGAUCGCGCUCGGCUUUGCGCCGAUCGUUCACCGGAUAGUGCACUCGUUUCGGGGUCGCGGGGGGGAAAAAAGGUAAUCGAAAAGAGCGACGAGUCCCCCGGGGCGAGAGUGUCCCCGAGUGUAUACAGGGUGUUGCGAAGAUCGGCGCAUCGGCCGCGUGGUGGACCGUCAGUUGACUCUCGUCGAUCGGCGUCGCGCGACGGGAGAGUAUUCGAUACACGGCUUCUUCUUCCUCCGUAGCGAACACCGCGCACACCGUUCGGAGAGAGACGUCGCGCUGUCACUGCGGCCGCGAUCCGUCGGUCGGGAGAGCCAGCCAGCCAGCCAGCCAGCGAGCGAGAGCGCGCGCAUUCAACCCACAAGAAUGCCGGUCCGAGGAGCGCGUUGCGCGGGGACCGAUACUGGCGGCGGCGCGGAUCUGGCGGCCGGCGAUGCGCGGCGGUGCUGUCUACCUAUCUAGCGCGGUACAGUCCGCGCGGAGAGUAGUUAACGUGUAAUGUGCACACACGUACCCCGCGCUCGCCUAUAGCAACGCGUAGCAUCGCGCACGAAGUCUAGACCGCGCGCGGGAGAUGCCUAGCAGUGUCCCCGCGGAGCCGCGGAUGGUAAGCACGACGACGACGCGGCUGCGACGAUCGGCAGCAGCACCGAUCCUUACGCGCACGGUCUGAACUCCUCUCCUCGAGGGUGUCCCGUCCCGUCCCGUGUCCCGACCGACGAAAACCGGGAAAACGCGUGUGCGCGCGCGCGCGCGCGCAAUAUGGCGCUGUCCUCGUUCGACGAGAGUGCCGUGGUGGUCCUUGAAAUGGCUCCGGCUCCGGCCCGCGGAGCUACUACGCCCGGACGACGAGCAUGCACGUAGUCGGCGGUGGCGCGGCACCCUCUACCGUAUUCCGUUCUUCCCCUGUCUUUUGUCCCCGACGUAUCGAGCGCGAUAGUGGUGGUAGCGGCGGCGGCGGCGGUGGUGAUUCGGUGACGAGGAUGAUGAGGAUCUUUCGCGCCACCUGGUAUAAUCGUGUCGGCGUACAAAGUGAAACGUCGUCGUCGUCGUCGUUGUCGUCGUCGUCGUCGUCGUCGUCGUCGUCGUCAUCCCCCUUUACCUCCACCUCCACCUUCUCCUCGUCGUCGUCGUCGUCGUCGUCGUCGUCGUCGAGGGAAAGCGUGAAAACUGCUGAAGGAGUCGACGCGAGCACCUAGGCUAGAGGGACGACAACUUUCCCGUGCGCCGCGGACCGUCCACAACUCCGCCACGAUACGUCAUCCUCGUCCUCCCGCGCCUCCUCGUCCUCGUCGUGUAACAUGGAUCGCGCGCGGUACCGUCAACGCGUAUCGUGGACGUGCACGUAGGUGGACGACGACGAGCGGGUGCUGCUGCUGCUGCUGGUGCAGGUAGCUGCAUGGUAUAACCUCAACGACGGGGAAUCGUGCGGCCCGUCGGGAUCGUCGCUUCAGUUACGAGAUGUGAUUUCGAAGGGGACAUCCACCCGGCCGAUCACCCGUCGAGGAUGAGGAACGGCUUCGCCGACAUACCGGUCGCGAGUGCCGACAGCAGCACGGACGCCAUAUGGCUCGAGAAAAGCAGUCCGUCGCGGAUGGCACCCGAGCGAAUGUCACUCAAUUUCGAAAAAGUUGUGGUCAAGCAGGAACGUCAGGACGAUGCGGAGAUCCGUGAACUGGCUGCCAAAAUGGUGGAAGCACACAAGGCGAAAAUGCUGGCUGCCAUGCCGGCGACGUUACCCCAACAACAACAGCAGAGGCAGCAGUGCCUCAUAUCCUCGCAGCCCAACAUCCUCGGCUAUCUGAACAGACGGCCGCCUGAUGGGCCGUCUGUUCCUCCAAAGCCUCCGACAGGUAAUCUGGAGAAUAAAGUGCCGACACCUGACGACGACAGCCAGAGAGGACGAUUCGGCUGGACGAGCUUCGACGAUUGUCACAUACCUUAUUUAUUUCGUUCCGGCGACAAAUACUGCGCCGUACGCAUUCUAGAGUCUAAGCUUCUCAACAAGUACCUGAGCUUUCUCUCUUCGGACAUCUACAGCUGCACAUGUAUAAGAAGUUACUACAUUACGGAGGCUGAGAGUAAGCUAUUUAACGAGAUCAACACCAGGCACUGCGAGAAUCAAUUCGGGAGGGACCCGUUUACGUGUAAGGACCUGGUGGUUCGUCUCUCAGACGCCAAGGAGUUUUAUACGUUUCUCGACGUGUGCUACACCAAACUGACCGCCGGCACCAAUCCUAACGUGACGAAUGGACGCAAGGCGGAUAAGUGCGGUUUCAUACGAAUAAAUAAAGAGUCCGUGGUACCUUACACGGUGAAGGAAGGUCUGCAGUACGUGCCGCUGUUCUACUUUGAGGGCGAGACGGAAAAUCUCAGGUUAAAGGCGGAAAACCUCGAAGGCUGGGAUCUGUCUUACUUGAAGUUCUGUUGCAAGGUUCAGGGUAUACGUAACGAGCUGUUCGCGAGUGAUCAAUGUCCGGUGAUCAGUUUGAAUGACAUUAAGAGUUACUUUCCACCGGGCACUGGCUUCGAGGAUUACUGGCCGACCAAAGUGAUGGACUCGCAGUUAUUGGUGAACAGUAACGGUGGCGGUACCGGCGGCGUAUGGACAAAACAACCGCCUACGCCACCAGCAACUAAGCCUGUGCAAAGUGUGAAUAAAGUGGCGGCACCGCCCUUGAAUACGCGUACUGUACCGAUGCCUAAUAUGAUGCCGCGAGGGGCCGUUGUGAGUACAGCACCGCAAAUGCCGCGAAUAGGACAAUCGAGGCCUGUGGUGACGACGCAUCCCGCGCAUUCUUCCCCGUCGGGACUUCCCACGGGUAGAUCGAGCAUAGUGUCGCAGCCUAUGUUGAAUACCGUUCAAAAUGUAGCCGUUAACGGCUGGUCGGGUCUCGUCGGCGGUCAACCUACCUUUCAAACAGCACUCGGUUCACAGGCUGGCAUUAUACGAUCGACAACUAUGAACAAUGUUAUGCACAACCAACAAAUGAGCGCUGCUUCUAAAAGCUAUCCUCAACAGUCUAGAAGUAGAGCUGGUAGUAGUGGAGCAGCGGCACCACCUCAAUAUCCUGGUGUAUACCCAACAACAACCAUGCAAGGGGUUGUUCAGGCUCAACCACCACCUCUUAUACGAGCAACUGUUCACUCCAGUCAACCCAAUCUCGGUUAUCCCACCUAUGGGAAGGAUGACUGGGUGGCCACUACAUACACAACACCUACAUUAGGUGUACCUAAUGCAGUCACAGCAACCACAUAUCCACAGAUGCUUGGUCUAAGCGAGCAAGUCCAAGCUUUAAUGCCAGUACCUACAUCAGCAUCAAAUUUAUUACAUCCACAAAGGCAUACACCAUCUGUGCAUAAUACAUCUCAUUCAAAAUAUCCACCUCCUCUGAUACCAGUCAAUGGUAGCAGCGGCAGUAGCAGUAAUUCUAGUAAUGUUUUUAGAGAUUCCCGAGGGAGGAAACCAUUAAUACCAAUAUCGGAACCGCAUAUAUCCACUUGUCAUGUACAACCGUACCGAAUACAAAAAGCGCUAAUUGAAGAAAAGAUGGUACCAUGUAUUAAUUUCAAACCUUAUAUCUAUGCUGAAUUGUUGAUGACACUUCCCGACUUUGUUUCCAAUUAUUUUCCUGUCUGCGACAUUGAGAGUUGUAGACAAGUCCUUACAGAUGUACUCCAUAUAGACUUAUAUCAAGGAAAUAGACUGCAAAUGAAGAUGUUAAUGGAGGCAGGCAAAUGUUCUUCAUUAACAGAAGAUCUGCCUUUAAUUCAAGUAAAAAGUAUAAUGAAAUACAUGCCACAAUUCAAGUAUAUGUUUAAUAGAGGAGAUAUGGUCAUGCCUUCCCCAGCUCAUUCGUCUGAAGAGCACCCUGCCAAAAAGCGUCAACGUACCAGCUAGGAUUGGCUACAGCCUUACUGGCCUACUUACGAUUAUUACCAUUCGGCAUUCUAGACUUGAUAGUAUGUCGAGAUUUCCAUCAUUUUGGACCGCUUUUGAGAGAGGUGUAUCCAAAUAGUGAAUUACAAUAUCGCGUAUGAUGCGCGGCAAAAUACAUAUUGACUGAUGCUUCGAAUAUGAAGUGACACAGUGAUGAGCUAUUUCUUUCUCCAAAGUGUAUCGCAGAGGACGUGACUGUGUGUGUAUGUAUAUAAAAUUGAAACGUGUAAAUUAAUAUGGUUGACAAAUCAGAUCUGCUUUCUUCGUAGAAAGAUUUAUUUUAAUUGUCGGCAUUACAUGCAAUUUUUGUCUCUGUUUUCGUGAUGACAGCCAUUCUCCUCACAUUUUAAUAACAAGCCAUCGGAAAUGCGUAAUUAAGGUGUGCUCUCGAGAAAGGCGGCACACAUAUGGAACAGAUCUUUUGUCAAAUUGUCAUUGAAAUGUUUUCGAAAUGUAUAAUUAUUACACCUCGUGUUUUAAUCUCAAUAUAAUAGUUGUACAUUUCGUUGGUUGUCGAGACACGAAGUAAUAAACAUUGAAAUGAAUAUUGAGUUAAAAGUUGCAUAUAAUGUCGACUAUUGAUUAAUUUUAUUUUCAUUUUUGAGAGACCUAUUACAUAAAGACCGUUAUGUUAUAAGACGAUAAAUCUAUAACAGCGGUUUCAUUUUCAAAUUAAUUAUAUCCUAUCAUUCCACACAUGUGUAUACUCUCACUUCUCUCUCUCUCUCUCUCUUUCUCUCUGUCUCUUUCGCGCGCGCGCAACAUAAUAUUUUAUUUCUACCUCUUGCACAACAAUCGAUACUAUUAUUGUAGAAUUCUUAAUUUUUUAUUAUUUUUCAUAAUGUAUAGUAUUCUCGUUAUAUAUUAGUUUCUUGCGUAUAUAAAAAAAUUAAAGUUCUAUUAAAGAAAAUUCGGAGAAAGAAAAGGCUAUUAUAUAUCCCAUUUAUAAAUGGGCAUAACGUGCUAUAGAGUUAUUCAGAAUGAAUAACUCUAUUUUGCAUAUUAAAUGUAUAUUAAUAAAAAAAAGAACGAAAAAUGGAAGUAAAGCUUCUUCAAGUUCCUAGCUAUUACUAGUGCGUAUCCUGAUAACUAGCCACAAACUAAUUUAAAAAGCGUUAGUUUAUUCAUUUAUUGCGAUAAUUUUACGUGAGUUUUUAUACCAUUUUCAUAAAACUUGUUAAAAAGCGUUAAGGUAAUUUAUUGAACAGUUUUCGUUUCGAGUGUUUAAAACAAUACACAGUUGUGUACAGAGAGGAAUGUGCCGGAAGUAUCAAAUAAAAUAACGGAACGGAACAAAUGCCUACUCAUAUAAAAAGAUGGCAGCGAGCAAUAUCUCGUGGAUUACAUCUGUAGGAAAUAUGAAUAAUGUACAAGAUCUGAUACUUUUCAUACAAUUGACAAAAAAUGAAACUAACAUUCUUUUUGCGUUUCUUUUUCUUAAAUAUAAUUAUGAUUAGUAUUCUGCCAUAUUGCUGCUGCAUCUUUCAGAUAGAUAUAUACUUGUAAACUUUUAAGUAGUGAUUUUGUUACAGCCAAAAGUUAAUUACACAAUGAUACUUAAAUUUAAUAAUUAUAAUAAGUGUUCGUUGAAGACAAAUAUCUUGUGAUGGGUUUAAUAAAGGUAUAUGACAAACAAAUAUUUAUUUGCGCCAAAUGCGUUGUAUGUAUCGAAUAUUACAACCGGUAUAUGGUAAACAUCUUUAAAAAACGAUAUAAUUCGAUGAAAUUAAUUUCGCUCAAAAUGAGGGACAAUUGUGCAAUUGACUGACAUCUUUAACUCAUUUUAUGGAUACGUUAAAUUUUUACGUAUAUAUUCGAAAAAAAGUCAAAAUUAUUUUCGCUCAAAGCGAAAGACAAUUGUGCAAUUGUAAUCGUUUGACGCCUUUAACCCACUUCACAAAUAUGUUAAAUUUAUGUAUACAUUUGAAAAAAGAUGUCCAACCUAUGUAAAAAGCUGUUAAGAUAUUUAUAUGAAUAUAACAUGAAAAUAUGACAACAAAAAGAACGUUUAAACAGUGAAAAAAAGUCUAGAUGAUAUUUCAAAAACCACGUUAAAACAGUCUUCCACGUGAUUCAUAUAAAUACGUUACAAAAUCGAAUUUUGUUCAGUUCAAUAAAUUAUUUCGAAAUGUCAACAUUAUAUUAAUAUGUCUUCGAUAAUUUGUGUCAUUUAUUUCCAUUUACAAUAGCAAAACGCAGGACGCAAUAGGAGACCCUUCUUUUUAGGGCAACGUAUAAAACGCUAUUUUAUCUCUUCUCGAUGUGGGACAGAGGAUUAAAGAGUCUUGACCGCUACUAUAUAUACUUUCGUCACUUACUAAUUUUAGCAUAAGAAAGCUCUAAAAAAAUGUACAUGGCAAACACAAGUGUAUAUAAAGAGAUAAUUAUAACGACUGAUUCACGUCGAACGUGAAUCUUCCGCGUAAGGACAGAAACUGUUUGGAUGUUCUGUCAUAGUGAAUAUAGUGUAUUAUUUAUGAAACGAUAUUUUGUGGUAUUACAAUUUGGAAGACACAUUGCAUUGCGCUAUCGCGAGACUGGACUGUUAUAUUUUACUGUUAUAAAAAAGUGGUUUAAGAGAUAAUGUCGAAGAAAUCUCAAGAUAAAAAAACGUCUGACGGUUUAUUAUUUCAAUAAAAUAUUUUGAAAGCGGUGACAUUAUUCAAUCAAUGCUAAACUUAUCUAAUUUUUUAUUUCUGGGAUAUUUCAUAUGUAUUUCGACAGAUUCAAGUGGAUUAAUCGUCUGAAAUAGGAGUCAAUUUUUUUUAUUUUGCUUUUACCUUGUAAGUAGUUUUGUUAUAAUAAUAUCGAUUUAAUCGUUGUUUCUUCUUUGGCGUAAUAAAAGUCUAUGGAAUUUUUAGAAAUAUUUUUAAUUGAAAUUAUUUUAAUGAGAAAACAUUUGCGUAAACCGCAUACAUGAUUUCAUUUCUUUCGAGAUAAAUGCAAGAGAUGGCAGUCCAAAAUAUUUAGAGUAUAAUAUCAUUUUUAAUAUGUUAGAUUAGUACAUUCAUUUGUUAACAUUUGUUAAAACUAUGUAUUAUACCUUAUCACGCUAUCAUUUGUACAUAUAGAGCGUAAGGAAAAGUAGGACUACUAGAUAUUUCAAAAUAAAUUCAUGAUACAAUCAA
Messenger RNA from Monomorium pharaonis (pharaoh ant), 11365 nucleotides. RefSeq lists its product as uncharacterized. NCBI's taxonomy places the organism in Eukaryota, Metazoa, Arthropoda, Insecta, Hymenoptera, Formicidae. The transcript is spliced from 7 exons. The coding region runs from base 5805 to 8198 and encodes 797 amino acids. The record is from RefSeq and is a predicted model, not a curated record.